AUGGACUCUUGCUCUGAUGAUGUCUGUCACAGUACAUACGAAAGCCUAGCACAGGUUUAUCGGUGUCACAUGACGCUUGCUCCCCAGGUCUGCCAGACUAUCGCACAGCUCUAUGAAUUCCGCACGCAUCUGCAGCAGAAGUGGGAGGCCGGACGUCGAGGCCUCGAACAGGUCUACCAGUUACGGCUUUUCGAAGAGGACGCUAGCCGAAUGGCGACUUGGCUUGAUCAACAGCGACAACUAUUUCUUGCAGAGCACUUGGACAUAGGCGAGACUGCAGCCCAGGUCAUCGCAUCCAUCUUUUUCAUUUUAUCAAAGAAUUUGGAAUCGGGCUUUUUUAUGAAUCCGUUUGAUAUGUUAUAG
Molecule: messenger RNA, 363 nt
Organism: Protopolystoma xenopodis
Lineage: Eukaryota; Metazoa; Platyhelminthes; Monogenea; Polystomatidea; Polystomatidae
Source: the annotation of a GenBank genome assembly